AUGACCCGGAUCCUGAAGGAACUUAAGCAGAAGCAUCCAGAGAAGGAGACGGAGCAGCUGAUAGAACUGGCCAACUACCAGGUAUUGACACAGCAGCAAAAGAGUCGCGCCUUCUACCGAUGCCAGGCUACCAGGAUCAUGACGGGAGCAGGGAACGUUCUGAAGAAGCAUGCAGCAGACCAAGCCAGGAAAGCUGUUGGUGCAUACGAGAUCCGCUCCGAAGUUUCGGAGAAUGACUUUUCGUCAAAGAUCUUCUUUGACCCCGGUACAUACCAGUGCUUGGAGAACUGCGGUACAGUGGCCUUGAAUGUCGUACGCCUUGGUGGGGACUUAACUAACACUGUUUCAGUGGAAUACCGUACCGAAGAUGGCACAGCCAAUGCUGGCUCGGACUACCAGUUUCACUGAGGGCAUUGUGGUGUUCAAACCUGGUGAGACUGAGAAGGAGAUCCGGAUAGACAUCAUUGAUGAUGACAUCUUUGAGGAGGAUGAGCAUUUUCUGGUCCACCUUAGCAACGUGAAGGUCAUAUCGGAGGGCACUGGCUACGGACAACCAAGUGCUAAUCACGUGGACACUUUGGCGGGCCUUGGCCUACCCUGCUCAGCCACCGUGACUAUCUUUGACGAUGACCAUGCCGGGAUCUUCACUUUCGAAGAACCGGUAAUGACCGUGAGCGAGAGUAUCGGCAUGAUGGAAGUGAAGGUUCUUCGUACCUCAGGAGCACGGGGACUAGUGGUCGUACCCUACAAGACCAUGGAGGGUACAGCAAAAGGAGGGGGAGAAGACUUUGAAGAUACGCACGGAGCGCUGGAGUUCCAGAACGAUGAGAUC
This is a messenger RNA of Coregonus sp. 'balchen', 832 nucleotides long. NCBI's taxonomy places the organism in Eukaryota, Metazoa, Chordata, Actinopteri, Salmoniformes, Salmonidae. The record is from the annotation of a GenBank genome assembly.